This is a messenger RNA of Epithele typhae, 2589 nucleotides long. Its product is annotated as P-loop containing nucleoside triphosphate hydrolase protein. Gene Ontology annotation, molecular function: 5'-3' RNA helicase activity; RNA binding. The transcript has 13 exons. Bases 1 to 2589 code for a protein of 862 amino acids. NCBI's taxonomy places the organism in Eukaryota, Fungi, Basidiomycota, Agaricomycetes, Polyporales, Epitheliaceae. The record is from RefSeq and is a predicted model, not a curated record.
AUGUGUAUGACACUGCCCGUCAUCGCGACCACCAAAAUCGCCCAAGCAUCAGAUGCGGAUGAACGAGCACAUCCCUCGGACUGCGUACAAGCCCAUCAAGUAUCCAAGUUUCACGUCAAGAGGCAAAUCAUCGCCCUAUACAAAGCGGAAUUUGAAGCCCGGCAAACCUCCCGAGAAGUUAUCAGCGUAUCCCACGCCGAAGGUAUGAAUUUCGGCAUCGUGAAUCUUCAACAAGGAUCGACGGGCGUGGAGUUGCGCCUUGUUCUCACUCCGAGCAUAGAGGCCUGCUUGAACCCAACGAGCAAGCAGCGGUCGCCGCAGUACGUCGUCUUGUCUUUCCCAGCGCCUCUCGUGAAUGUCCUCAACAAGACACACAGCUUCUUGGCGUCGCAACGCGAUCGUGGAAGGAUACUGGCAAACCUCAAGCCGUUUGAGGUCUCGGUCUUCUUCAAAGCUAACCAACGCGGCAAAUUCACCGGUGUGCUCUCGGCCACGAUCGGCAACGCGGACGACCAUGUCCUUCUCAAAGCUUCGACCCAGUACGUACGGCAGAAGCGCGCGCCGUGGCGGAGCGGAGAAGCGACUGUGGAAGGAGAGCGGCCGCCAGCCCUCGACUCCGCGCCCUGGGCAGCGCUGCAGCAACUCAAGACCAAGUACUUCGCCAAUGCGCCGUCGAUGCAGUCUCACGCUGCUCACUUCGCGCAUCUGCUGUGGGCCGAGGAAGCCCGCACCAUCGAGGACUUGCGGAUGUACGACAUGCGAAGCGUGAUGUUUGGGAGAGAGGGUCGACUCUAUACCGUGGGUGUUCCAGGACUGGCUGAAAAACGCCCAAGCGUUGUUGUCGGCGAUAUAAUCCUCGCGCAGAGGAGCAACGGACCCAGCGGUCAAACGCAUAGAGGUUUCGUGCACACUGUACGCAACGAAGACAUCUGCGUGUCUUUCCAUUCCUCCUUCGAUGGAGGCUCCCGCUACAACGUCCGGUUCGAGUACAACCGGGUUCCCAUCCGACGCCAACACCAAGCCCUGUCUGUGCCGUCGCCGUCCAGUCAACGACUGCUUUUCCCUCAGAUGGCAGACCAAGGGGUACCAAACACGGUCUCGGCUCAGCAGCUCGCCGGUCAUGUCAUAACGUUCAACACCCUUGUGGCUUCCAACGCAGCCCAGAUCCAAGCAGUGAAGUCCAUUCUGCACCUCAAGCCCUCUGCGGCUCCUUUUGUGAUCUUUGGACCCCCGGGAACCGGGAAGACGAUCACGGUGGUAGAGGCGAUCCGCCAAGUCCUCCAUCGCGAUCCCAACGCGAAGAUCUUAGCAUGCGCGCCGAGCAACAGUGCCGCAGACCUCCUCGCCCAGCGGCUCUCUGUCGCGCUCAGCCCGGCCGAGAUGUUCCGCUGCAACGCGGUGUACCGCAUGCGAAUCACUCUACCCGAAGCUCUCGUUCCAUACUCGCUCUUCCAAGGGAACCACUUCGCGCUGCCGUCUCUGCAGAAAAUCGAGUCGUACAGGGUGAUCGUCUCCACUUGCGGCAACGCGUCGUUCCCCUUCAACAUCGGCAUGAAGACCGGUCAUUUCUCGCACAUCUUUGUCGACGAAGCAGGGCAGGCGUCCGAGCCCGAAGUCCUGCAGGCUAUCAAGAUAGUCUCGAGCUUGAACACCCGCGUCAUUCUCUCAGGCGAUCCGAAGCAGCUUGGCCCGGUGAUUCGAUCCAGUAUCGCUCGCCACUUCGGGCUUGAAACGAGCUAUCUGGAGAGAAUCAUGGAAGGACCGCUAUACAAGAGCGCCAAGGCCCCCAACCGCGCCUUCGUGAAGUUGGUCAAGAAUUUCCGGUCUCACGAAGCAAUCCUGCACUAUCCGAACCAGCAGUUCUACGACAACGACCUGGAAGCGUGCGCCGAUCGCGCAGUGACCGACGCGUUCCUCGGAUCGCCUCAGCUGGCGAACCCGCGCUUCCCGAUUGUCUUCCAGCACGUCUCGGGGGAGAACGAGCGCGAAGCGAGCUCCCCGUCUUACUUCAACAUCCUUGAAGCGACUGAAACAGUAGAGCGUAUUAAGCUGCUGCUGCGUGGCUCCGCUCAUCGCGUUCAUAUCGCCGUAAUCACCCCAUAUCACGCGCAGGGACGCAAGAUCCGCACGCUUCUCAAGAAGUCGAAGAUCGACGGCGUGACUGUCUGCAGCGUGGAGCAGAUCCAAGGACAGGAGCGCCCGGUCAUCUUCAUUUCCACCGUUCGAAGCAGCAGGGAUCUGCUCUCUUACGACGCCAAGUUCACCCUCGGCUUCGUCGGCAACCCUCGGCGGUUCAACGUGGCAGUCACCCGCGCGAAGGCCCUCCUGGUCGUCGUCGGGGACUCCAGCGUCCUCUCGAUCGACCCCGUAUGGCGCGGUUUCCUCAACUACAUCUACCGGCGCGGCGGGUGGAGCGGCGACGCCCCCGGAUGGGACACGAGCGCGGCCGUCGACGCCAGCUUCGACUAUGCGGCGGAGAUACGGGAAGCGGCGGCGACCGACAUCGACGCGCUCCUGGCGCGGCUGGCGGAGGGCCUCGAUAUAGAGGCGGAAGCCAACAUCGAGAGGCCUUUCGAGGAGGAGGAUUGA